Molecule: messenger RNA, 1023 nt
Organism: Parnassius apollo (apollo)
Lineage: Eukaryota; Metazoa; Arthropoda; Insecta; Lepidoptera; Papilionidae
Source: the annotation of a GenBank genome assembly
AUGCCUGAUUACAUUAUCACAGGUAUACUUGCGACACUCAACUACAUUGACUUGAAAAGGGAUACAAACAUUCGCUCCCCAUCUCUUCGACCGUACCCUAAUUUAAGACAGAGUAGGAACCUGACGUUCGUUUAUAGGACUCGAGCUGAUGGAUGCGGGAGACUUUGGAUGGUGGACACUGGUCUAUUUGAAAUACCUGGGGCUCCUCGCCAGGUUCAAGCGCCGGCCAUUGUGAUCUAUGAUCUUGCGACAAACCAACAAAUCAUGAGGUAUCCACUCAAGAGCUCCGACCUCAUAAAUGCCAACACCCCUGCAGGUCUGGCCUCAAUAACGGUAGACAUCGUCGGCGACUGUAGGAAUGCAUACGCUUACGUCAUAGACCUCGCAACCUUCGGCCUCAUUGUGUAUUCCUUGCGAGAGAACGACAGCUGGCGUCUCUCUCACAACUACUUCCAUCCUUCUCCUACCGCCGGGAAUAUGAGGAUAUCUGGCCAAUAUUUUCAAUGGGGCGAUGGAAUAUUCAGUAUAACCCUGACCGAGCCGGGAUGUCACGGCUGCAGGAUUGCUUACUUCCAUCCUCUGGUCAGCAUUGAAGAGUUCUCCGUAUCCACUUGCGUGCUGCGAAAUAGAACCGCCAGCCAGGAUAGCACAUUCUUUUCUAUGUUCUCGAAAGUGGGUGACCGUGGGGAGAACAGCCAGUGCACUAAGCAUGAUUACCACGCGGGCUCACGGGUGGUGUUCUUCGCGGAGAUCGGGAGGGACGCUGUGUCUUGCUGGCACACUGGAAGUGCGCUCACACCAAGCAACAUCGCCAUACUGGCUCAGGAUAGACAGAGGAUGAGCUACCCGUCAGAUCUUCAUGUAACUGGUGAUGAAGUUUGGGUGAUGGUGAACACCCUGCCAAGGUUUGUAUACUCGAGACUCGAUACCAACGAGUACAACUUCUACAUCUACAGAGGGAAUGUAAGGGAUCUGAUCGCCGGCACAGUUUGCGACAGUGACUUCCAACGUUUCCUGCGCUAA